AUGAAACGUCCUGGAAAUGUAAUACUGCCCGCAUAUUUAGCGACAGUCACUCUUCUGCUUUACCUGUCUUCAGUCAGAGGUGACUACUGUGAGGUGAAUCAUUGCCAUAAUGGAGGAACAUGUGUGACGGGGGUUGGUGAGGAUCCCUUCAUCUGUAUCUGUGCAGAUGGAUUCGGCGGAGACACCUGCAACCUGACAGAGACAGGACCUUGCAGUCCUAACCCCUGUAAGAACGAUGGGUCUUGCGAGAUCAUCGCUCCGACCAGACGAGGAGACGUUUUCAACGAGUACUUCUGCAAGUGUCAGCCCGGCUUUGAGGGAGCUCACUGCCAGAUCAAUGAGAAUGACUGUGCCAACCAGCCUUGUAAGAAUGGAGGGAUGUGUAGAGAUCUUGAUGGAGACUACACCUGCCAGUGCCCCUCACCUUAUGUUGGGAAGCAGUGCCAGCUACGUUGUAUUUCUCUGCUGGGGAUGGAGGGAGGAGCAAUCGUGGAGUCCCAGAUUUCUGCUUCUUCUGUGCACUACGGCGUUCUGGGUCUUCAGCGGUGGGGUCCAGAGCUGGCUCGGCUCAACAACCAAGGCAUCGUCAACGCCUGGACGUCCGCCAUUCAUGACAGGAACCCUUGGAUCGAGAUCAACAUGCAGAAGAAGAUGCGUCUGACAGGAAUCAUCACUCAGGGUGCCAGUCGCAUGGGCACGGCGGAGUAUGUCAAGGCCUUCAAAGUGGCAAGCAGCUUUGAUGGAAACACUUAUACCACAUACAGAGUGGAAGGCCAACGGAGAGACAAGGUGUUUGUGGGCAACACAGAUAACGACAGCACAAAGACAAAUCUUUUCGAUCCUCCUAUUGUGGCCCAGUACAUCCGUAUCAUCCCUGUGGUUUGCCGCCGGGCCUGUACUCUGCGCAUGGAGAUGGUGGGCUGUGGACUCAAUGGUUGCUCAGAGCCUCUGGGUAUGAAGUCUCGCCUCAUCUCAGACGGGCAAGUUUCAGCCUCCAGCUCUUACCGAACAUGGGGCAUUGAUACUUUCACAUGGCACCCUCAGUUCGCCCGACUGGAUAAGCAGGGAAAGACCAACGCCUGGUCUCCUGCCCAUAACAACCGCUCAGAGUGGAUCCAGGUCGAUCUAGAGAAGACGAAGCGCCUCACAGGCAUCAUCACUCAGGGCGCCAAGGACUUUGGGGUGGUGCAGUUUGUGGCAGUGUUUAAAGUUGCUUACAGUAACGAUGGCGAGUCUUGGAGUACUGUGAAGGACGAGAAUACCAGCAAUGAUAAGCUUUUCCAAGGCAACAUGGACAACAACGCUCAUAAGAAGAAUGUAUUUGAGCCACCGUUCUACGCCCGAUACAUCCGAGUCGUCCCCUGGGAGUGGCACGAGCGCAUCACUCUACGCAUGGAGCUGCUGGGCUGCGAUGACUAAAAAAGUUGUAAGUCACCAUCAAUCAGUGCCCCCUCCUCAUCCAACAU
Scomber scombrus (Atlantic mackerel) is the source of this 1466-nucleotide messenger RNA. RefSeq names its product EGF-like repeat and discoidin I-like domain-containing protein 3. The transcript is spliced from 10 exons. Gene Ontology annotation, molecular function: calcium ion binding. Lineage: Eukaryota; Metazoa; Chordata; Actinopteri; Scombriformes; Scombridae. The record is from RefSeq and is a predicted model, not a curated record. The coding region runs from base 1 to 1419 and encodes 472 amino acids.